Molecule: messenger RNA, 6942 nt
Organism: Diorhabda sublineata
Lineage: Eukaryota; Metazoa; Arthropoda; Insecta; Coleoptera; Chrysomelidae
Gene: cyst
Product: rho guanine nucleotide exchange factor 18
Exons: 26
Coding region: 358-4749 (1463 amino acids)
Biological process (GO): regulation of Rho protein signal transduction
Molecular function (GO): guanyl-nucleotide exchange factor activity
Source: RefSeq, a predicted model, not a curated record
ACUAAAAAAUGGAGCUCAUCAAGAAAUAGCUUUUUAAUUUAUAAAUAAAAGUAACAAGUGUCAAAACACGGGCGCUCCCAAAAGACCCAAUAUCCAAAAGAAGCAGAAUAAUUAAUUUUAAUUACUAACAAAUAUAAUAUUCUGUGAUAAGUAAUUUGGAAUAUGAUCUAAUUAAAUUUGUUAAAAGUAGCAAGUGAAAGGUGAUAGAAGUUUUUGACAGUGUAUUGUACUGUAAACUCAGUUAUUGUACACAAUAUUAUAUUGAGUGUAAAUAUGUACUUACUAUAAACUUAUUUAAAACAUACGGUUUGUCAAAUUUAAAUUAAGUGGGAUGAAAUGGAAUAUCGCUGCUAGAACAUGGAAAAACAUUUAGAACAAGACCCGUUAAUUCCAGUGUCUUCAGAUGAAUGUGGCCAGAGCGGAGGAGAGGUGGAUAGUGACGAGGACGUCAUCACCGAUUACCAUAUACCGGUGUUGGAUAUGCUGCCUCGACCUGGGGCCGGUGGGCCUCUUCCUACCAUCAGCGUGACGCCUCAUUCACCCGCCAACAAAACUUAUCCGGUGUUGGAGGACAGCUUGCAACAAGUUCGUGAAUUACACGAAAGCGUACAGCACAUGCGCAAUGUCUCCGUACAAAGUUCGUAUGGACCUAACUCGAGAGACUUUGCUGCGUUUGCUCUAAAUCCAUUUUUGGCUCAAGUUGCGAGAUUGAGUGCAAGUUGUCCGGCUCUUAACGAAGCAAUCUCAGAAGUAGACGUUAUUGGCGGUUCAUUGGGGUCUUCUCCUUUACAUCUACCUCCAAGUAGAAAAGGAAGCGCUGCUCAAGAUUGGUUAUGUCAACCAGAACCUCAGAGAAGACGAUCAUGGACGGCCCUAGAAGAUUUAACUGGAAACAAAGACAAAGUCAAGCAGACCCGUCAGAGAAGUAUAUCUUUGAGCAGUAUGGAAUCCGAAGUAGACGAAUCAUCACUGAUAGAUAAUGUGGAUGGCAGUACAGUGAGAUUACUAUUAGGACCAGAAGCGCCGGUCGUGGUCAGGCAUCGAACUUCAAGAGCUACUAACGGCGGAGCUAGUACUCAUUCGUUGAACGAAGCCGAUCUUCAGAGUGAUUUUAAUAAACUGAAAGCUAAAAGAGAAGCUGAACAACGCCUUCUACCGGCUAGAUUACCAUUACAAAAAUCUAUUUCAACGCCAUCUAUUAUCGCUGUAAGAGAUUUAGCGCCAGAACCUGCCCUAGCAGGCGCUCAACCCACUUUACCGAUCUUGAACAGUGUAGUGCAUGUGCUUAGCUUGGUGUCUAGGGGCCGACCCAGUGGAACUGAGAGCGAAACAGAAGAAGAAGGUAGCCGAUUAGGACAUGCCCACUAUGAUCCUCACACGAUUGCACUUUUGCACCACGCUCCUUAUGAAUUACAUGCUGAAAAAAGAAGAAAGCGGGGAAGUUUAUUUUUCAGAAAAAAGAAGGACAAGUCCAAGAAACUGGCACAUCAAUGGGUGACUGGAUGUUUCGGCAAUUCGCAAAUAUGUGACGUUUGCACUAAAUUAUUAAGCAAUAAGCCCGCCCUCUACUGUGAAAGCUGUGGUACUACAGUGCAUCAGAAUACAUGUAAGGACAAUAUUCAAGAAUGUGUUAAGAUAAAAAACGCAAAGAGUACAAGUAAGUUGUCAGGAUUCGCUGCACCGUUGACGAAUGCGAAAAAUUCAAUAUCCAAACGUGGAUCCGCCUCAAUACCUGGUUCUCAAAAUACUCCCGCUAGGAGGAGCCAACUAUGCUAUUCGCCGUGGCGCAGGGUCGCAACUAAACUGGGAGUAAAUCAAAUACUUUACGAUGAUAAGGAUAACAGUUCGCAUGGACAACAUGAUUCCGCCAGUUACCCCGAUGAUGUUCCAAUAGUACCUUUGGAGUUCCUGUCUGAUUCACCAUUAACUGCUGCUGAUUUAUGUUCGGAUUACAGUUUGGGAUUACAUGAACCAGAACCGGAUUCGUGGUCACCUUACGUUGGCAAAGAUAUAUCCAGGAAAUUGAAAGAAAAAGAAGUCAAACGUCAAGAACAUAUUUACGAAUUCAUAUUAACUGAAAAGCAUCACUGUAUGACACUGUUAGUGAUGCAGAAAAUCUUCGUCGAAGGAUUACAUAAAUAUUUUCAAUUGGGACCGAAUUUGGAAAGAAUGUUCCCGAGGCUAAUUGAUUUGACUGAAUUACAUUUAGGAUUCUUAGCGAGACUAAGACAGAGACAACGAGAAUGUCCCGUCGUUUCUUCCAUUGCUGAUAUUUUAUUGGAAACGUUUUCUAAUAAUCACGCUGCAAAAUUGAAAUCAGCCUAUGGUGAAUUUUGCAGUCGGCAUAGGGAUGCAGUGGAGAUCUACAAGUAUUACAUGCAAAACGAUCAGAGGUUCGGAGAAUUCGUGAGACACUGUCAAACAAAUCCUCUUUUGAAGAAGAAGGGAAUCCCGGAAUGUAUAUUAUUCGUGACACAACGUUUAACCAAAUAUCCUCUCUUAAUAGAACCGCUGAUAAAAACCAGCAAAGAAAAUAAACCGGAACAAGAAUCUCUACAGAAAGCUUUGGCUUUAGUCAAAGAAAUUUUAGUCGAAGUCGACGCUCAAGUAGCCGAAAAAGAAAAAGAAGAUCGGAAAUUAGAAAUUUAUAAUAGGAUAGACGCCAAAUCUAAUACAGUAUACAGAGGACAAAAGUUUAAAAAAUCUGAUAUUUUACAAGGAAAUAGGUCUCUUAAGUUCGAAGGUGUAGCAAUGUUGAUGCAAGGCAGAGGAAAGAUGCAAGUUGUUUUGGUUAUCGUUCUUUCUGACGUUUUAUUUUUCUUGCAAGAAAACUCGCAUAAAUAUACGUUUUUUACUCCAGUAAGUAAAACUGGUGUGGUGUCGUUGCAAAAAUUAUUAGUGAGAGAAAUCGCCGGACAAGAUUCAAGAGGUAUAUAUUUAAUUUCUUCUGAUCCGGCUGAUCCAGAAAUGUUUGAACUCAAAGUACACAAACCGAAAGACAAACAAGUGUGGAUACAAGCUAUAAGGGAGGCAGUACAGUCGUGUCCUGAAGAUGAGGAAGAUAUGAUAGCUUUGAGCACGGAAGAAAAACAAACUCUUAUGAAUGCCAAACAAAAUCAAGUGCGUCAAUUAAUCGAAGCAGAAUCGGACCUGGAAGGCCAACUGCGACAGAAGGAUAUAGAACAAGCAUUAUUACUGGAAGAAAAGAUGUCCCUUCAGUUGAAACUUUUGGCAGCUGCAGGAUUAGAACCACCCUCACCUCCUUCAUACCGACAUCUUGUGAGCGAAAAUGCUGAUACUGGUCAAAUGUGGAAGGAAGUUUUAAUGGCAGUACAAGAAGUGAGUCAGUUAGCGAGCUCAUUAUAUACGACAGGUACCAAUCUUUCGAGAAGUGUUAGCUCAGCUGGCGAACACCAAAGUGAAACUUACGUCUCUCCCAUACUGCCGAAAAGAGCAGAAACCUUCGGUGGCUUCGAUAACAACCAGGGUCCUUUUAAACUAUUAGGAAAGAAACUUUCAACUUCCGGAACACCGGCCGGUACUCCGGACUUUGAAAAUUUAAAACCUGGUGACUCAAAACUAUUUGAACGGUUGCCUUAUAGAAAUUGUGUGAUAACAGGAGGGCCUUUAAUUAAUGGCAAUAUUAUAAAUGUAAAUAGUGAAUCUCCUCAUCUAUCUCAACAUCCGGCGUCAGCUCCUGAUGGUCCUGCCUUAUUAUCGCUCGGAAGAGAACAACAGUUAGCAGCUAUUCAACUAUCACAUUACGUAUACACUUUACUUUGUAUUAUAUCUCAGUUAAUGACUACGAACGAAAGUUUGCAAGCUCAAGUAGCGACGUUGAAAGGCGGUGCCGAUUCAAAGCAAUAUAGACACAACCAGCAAUUGGAAGAGUUGAGAAAUCUUCAAGAUAAAUUGAGUGGGGAAAAGGCUGCGUGGAACGCCUUGAAAGAACAAGAAACCAAAGAAUUGGAAGAGAAGAAAGCAGAACUACAAAGAUUGCAGGAACAAAUUCGUGCCGAACAAGACGACGUCGCUCAACAAAGAGAACAGUUAUUCAGAAAAAUGGAGAUGUUAACUAACAAAGGUUUAUUGGUAAACGUACCAAUACCUCCCCCGGGUAUUGCCGACGAUAGUAGCAAAGAAACUUCUGAAGAUAGUAGUCCUCAAUCGGAUUCUUCUUCUGCAACCAGCGCUUCUGGAGGUGGUAGCAGUUUAACGCAUUCAAGUUCUUCCGUAGAUAGACGAAAAGAUUCCAAAUGGACUAAAGGAAAUUCACAAAUAAAACCGCAACUUCCUCUAAAUCUGAUAUCUGCUACGAAUCAACAAAAGGUGUCACAGAACGUGCAUAUAAAACAACAAAUUCCUUUGAAGUUGGCUUCGAAGUUAAGCGGAGAUUUUUCCAAAUCGAGUUUGGGUAGUGUGCAACAGAUGUUACCUUUGAAAUUGAGCCAGGAUGAAAAAGUACGAAGAACCAGCACAUCUGGAUAUCAACGAUUAGGCUCAGAUAACAGUUUCAGUCCCCCAUCGGGGGAAACGACUCCAACUGGAACCCAACACGUUCAUAGUAGAACGGGUUCGAGUCCUGCAAUGAUGCAGGCUUCGCCGCCGAAUUCAACACCUUCGAGUCAGUGUCAAAGUCCAGGAGGUGCCAAAGCGACUCGCACACACACUUAUCCCAAACUUCCGGAUAAGUUCAAAGUUAGAAACGAUCAGCAACCGCCCACCGAUGAAGAGGUGAUAUAUUUCUGACGACUCUCCAGCAGAACAAAACAUUUUUUUUGUACCCUCAUUAAUACGAAAGUAUAGGAACUCGUUAUUAUUGUGGUUUUCUGUAUCGUUUUUAUUCUUUAUAUAUUUUACUAGAAACUUAUAUCCCAGUGUCGAAUGUAUUAACAUUGUUGAAUCACUGUUUGUCAAUUUUUAGUUUCAAUUUGCUCUGAUAUAAACUCCUAGACAAAAUUAACCCACCACUUCAAUUAACCUAAAUAUUAAACACUACGUUACAUUGAAAUGAUAAUGAACACCUGCAAAUUAGUCGAAUAUGACCUUAACAUAACCUUAAUUUGCAUUAUUUUCUCCAUAAAAGUUUGUUUUUGCUAGAAAACCACAAAUACCUCCAAAUUGAAAAAAAAUUAGUAAACGAGAAUUAAUGCAUAUGGGCCAACCCCUAAUACAGUGUAGGUCCUCUUCUUCUUCUUAUAACUGCAUUGAUGCAUCAUGACGUGCUUGAUAUCAUCUUUUUGAGAUAGUCCACUUAAGGACGAGCGUUAUGUUCAACAAACGGAGCAUUAUAUGUUUGACAAUAAUGUUGUCUAAGUAAUAUUGGGCAUUCAUAGACCUUGUACGUAUAGGGACCAAUUCCAUACGAGCAUAGAAGUAAAUUCCUCCACAAAACAUUUUAGACCCACCACCAAAUGGCAUUUAAACAGAGAUAUUACAGCUGGCAAACCUUUCUCCUUGCUUUCGCCAGACACGCUCACGUCCAUCUGGAGCUUUAAGGCUAACUUUAGGUUCAUAGGACAACAGAACCCGUUUCCAAUCAUUGAGGGUCCAAUUCUGAUGUAGUCUUGCAAAAUUUAAUCUCAGAAAUUCGUGUUCUCUGGUAAGCAAGUGUUUUUUGGUUGGUAUUCCGUGGCUUCAUGUAAACAUUUUCUAACCGUUCGAGACGAUGUAUCGAUAAUUAAUUUAUUAGCAGAUUGCUGGUGAGUCUCCUGCUUCUGAGAGCACGUUGUCUCAAAAAACGAUCAACAAUUUGCAACGUUUACGUUCUUUUCCUGGUCCAGCAACAUAUCGCAUUGAAUAUCCUUCAUUCAGGAGAGUCGAUGCUCGCACUCCCUCCUCCAUUGGCAAAUAUCUUUGGUAGUUGUUUUUUACUUGAUAUUCUCCCAAAUGAACUUACAAACAUGCAUGUAAUAAAAACAAUUAUAAUCAACAACUGGUUUCUAAAAGAAACAUUGCUUCAAUCAGCAAUUUUUCAGAAAAUGUUAACACAGUUUUAGUCUAAAACAAGUUGGAAUUUCUGGAACUGUUGGUGAAAUUCAUGCUGAACACACUGUUUAUACUACCAAUACACCAAACUCACAGUUACAUUGUUAACCUUCAGUUCCCUGAAGACGAUAACUUGGUUAUCGAAACGCGCGCUAGACAGUGUAAUUGUGAGUGUUGGUGUAAACAUUGUGUUCACUAAAUCUUAAACGAGAUUCCAUGGUCCAGGAUUCCAGUAGUCCAUGGCCUACUUGUCGUACAGUAAGUUAUCAAUAAAUGAAUAGUAUCGAGAAAAACAUAAGUGGUGCGUUAUGAGUUUAUCUUAGUUUAAAUGACAACCGGAUGUAGGUUUCUAUGUGAAUAUAUCAAUUCAAAUUUCUUGUAUUACUUAUAUUUUAUUUAUUUAGUUUAAGGUUUUAAUAAUAUUUUAAUACAGAUCUGAACUUACUUUUUACUAUUCUCUUGUCUUUCGUAUAGUAGAUAUCUACUUUUUAUUUUCCAAAAUAGAUUUACGCAAUUUGAUAUGAAGAUUGAAGGUAUUUGAGUCAAUGUAGUAUGCGCAAACAUUAUUACAACCGAUUUGUCCGAAAUAAGAAUUUUUAUAAAAAAAAAAAACUAUAAUACACACUAUUACACAAAACACACAAUUAACACUUUUUGGUCCUUCGAGUCCCAUACGAAUCAGUGGAAGACUCGAAAGACCAGAUAAUGUAAUUGUAGUGGUAGUAUACAACUUAAUACCAACUUAAAAACUCAAUUGACUUAAUUACCUCGAGUAAACGUAAAUCUCGUUACCGUAUACUUGCGUUUGUCUUCCUCGAAAUUCCGUUCGAAUCAGUAUUUUUGGAUAUACUCAAAUCUUGUGACAAUACAAUAUUCUAGGAUAUGAUUUCUCUCGUUUUAAAUUUUAGAUGAUUAGUAACUUUUAAAACUGAUAUUGUGAAUAUAGUACAGAUC